CAGCGGGGCGGCCAGAGGCGCAGGAAAUGGCGGCCGGCGGGCCCCGCCCGCCCGGGGAGGGCUCGGCGGCGGCGGGAGGGGCGGAGCCGCGCGUCAUGGCCGCCAGCCGCCUCCCGCCGGGCGCGCUCACCCUGAGGCAGUUCCUGAGGCGGCAGCAGGUUCUUCAGUUGUACAGGAAGAUCCUGCGGGCUAUUCGCGACGUCCCUGCUGAAGCAGAUCGCCACUAUUUAAAGGACUGGGCCAGGGAGGAAUUCAGAAGAAAUAAAGAUGCUACAGAAGAGGACGCAAUCAGGAUGAUGAUUACUCAAGGCAAUAUGCAGCUCCAGGAACUUCAAAGAACACUUAAACUGGCAAAAUCCUGAUCUUAAUUUUGUUGACAGCUGGACUUUUAUCUGCUGUGAACGAGCAUAGCAUUUUUUCCAGAAUGUGGUUACAAUAGCAGCCUUUGCUGACAACGUGGUAAUGUUUGAAAGUGGAAUCUGCCACAGUGGGGUUUUUGAUUGUUUUGGUUUCUUUUAUUCCCUUUGCCCUUCCUCUUUUCAGUCUGGUUACCCUCCUGUAUGGAGGUCACACAGACACAAAAGACUUUAAAGAACUGAAUGGAUGAUGGACCAUGUACCAUGGGGAAAGCAGAAAGCACCAAAAAUUACAGCAGUGUUAUGCCAGGAAAAUGGAAAAUAAAUACAAGCCAGAUUA
This is a messenger RNA of Phalacrocorax carbo (great cormorant), 696 nucleotides long. NCBI's taxonomy places the organism in Eukaryota, Metazoa, Chordata, Aves, Suliformes, Phalacrocoracidae. The record is from RefSeq and is a predicted model, not a curated record.